ACAACCCCACACCCCACUACUUCACCGCUAUUUAAAUUUCUUCCAACCACUCUCUCUCUCUCUCUCUCUCUCUCAAAGUUCCUUAAUUCUCAAAUCGUCAAUUAGGGUUUUUCAUUUCCCAAAUCACAUUCGAUUGGUGCCACCUAGCCCUAUCCAAAACGAUGUCGCUCAGACCUAAUGCUAGAACCGAAGUUCGCCGCAACCGUUACAAGGUUGCCGUCGACGCCGACGAAGGUCGCCGGAGAAGAGAAGACAACAUGGUGGAGAUCCGUAAAAGUAAGCGCGAAGAGAGUCUCUUGAAGAAGCGACGUGAAGGUCUUCAAGCUCAACCGCAGUUCCCUACUUCUGUUCAGUCUUCCUCCAUUGUCGAGAGAAAGUUAGAGUCUCUGCCUGCAAUGAUUGCCGGAGUUUGGUCGGAUGAUAAUAGCCAACAACUUGAAGCAACUACGCAAUUUCGGAAGCUGCUUUCGAUUGAACGAAGCCCUCCGAUUGAGGAAGUAAUUCAAUCUGGUGUUGUUCCUCGUUUUGUUGAAUUUCUAGUUAGGGAGGAUUUUCCCCAACUUCAGUUUGAGGCUGCUUGGGCUCUCACAAACAUAGCAUCUGGAACUUCUGAGAACACCAAGGUGGUAAUUGAUCAUGGGGCAGUACCAAUAUUUGUCAAGCUACUAAGUUCACCUAGUGAUGAUGUUCGGGAGCAGGCUGUGUGGGCAUUGGGGAAUGUUGCUGGUGACUCCCCUAGGUGCCGUGAUCUUGUUCUCAGCCAUGGUGCCCUGAUCCCACUGUUAUCCCAGUUGAAUGAGCAUGCAAAGCUUUCAAUGCUGAGAAAUGCCACGUGGACUCUGUCAAACUUUUGCAGGGGCAAGCCACAGCCUCCAUUUGAGCAGGUAAGGCCAGCACUUCCUGCUCUUGAGCGUUUGGUUUUUUCCAAUGAUGAAGAAGUCCUGACAGAUGCAUGCUGGGCACUCUCAUACCUUUCUGAUGGAACAAAUGAUAAAAUCCAAGCUGUUAUUGAGGCAGGUGUAUGUGGAAGACUGGUGCAGCUCCUUCUGCACCCAUCUCCAUCAGUGCUGAUUCCUGCACUUCGUACAGUGGGAAAUAUUGUAACUGGAGACGAUCUGCAGACUCAGGCUAUUAUCAAUCAUGGUUCACUCCCAUGCCUUUUGAGCUUGUUGACCCAUAAUCAUAAAAAAAGCAUUAAGAAAGAAGCUUGCUGGACUAUAUCAAACAUUACAGCCGGAAAUAAGGAGCAGAUACAGGCUGUAAUUGAAGCUGGUCUGAUUGCUCCCCUUGUCAAUCUUCUUCAAAAUGCCGAGUUUGACAUUAAAAAAGAAGCUGCCUGGGCAAUCUCAAAUGCCACAUCUGGUGGUACCCAUGAGCAAAUCAAGUACUUGGUGAGCCAGGGUUGCAUUAAGCCUCUAUGUGAUUUGCUUGUUUGCCCGGAUCCGAGAAUUGUUACUGUCUGUUUAGAAGGUCUUGAGAAUAUUCUGAAGGUUGGAGAAGCGGAGAAAAGCUUUGGUAACACUGGAGAUGUCAACUUGUAUGCUCAGAUGAUAGAUGAUGCUGAGGGGUUAGAAAAAAUUGAAAACUUACAGAGUCAUGACAACAAUGAAAUAUAUGAGAAGGCUGUUAAAAUUCUUGAGACAUAUUGGUUGGAAGAUGAAGAUGAGACACUCCCUGCAGGCGAUGGUUCUCAACCUGGUUUUAAUUUUGGAAGCAGUGACCUUCCAGUUCCAUCCGGGGGAUUCAACUUCAGUUGAAGACUUCGGUUCAGUGUGGAGCAGGGUGAUACAUGGGUGACAGUUGGAGUUGAGUCCUGGUAGAAUUGGGGGGGUCGGUUGGUCAUUGUACUUCAUGGUGUCGGGUGUCAGUAAUGUCUAGUGUCAGUAAUGAAGUGCUGGGGUGGGUCAGUCUUAACUGCCAUGUCCAAAUAAGAAGGGGCUGGUGGGUUCACUUAGCUGCAUAAUGUGAGCAUUGUAUCUAUCUUGUAUAAGAAAAUAUAUUUGCUGGGAAGAAAGUAUGUUGCAGUAGCAAGGACCCGUUUUGUGUGGCAAUGGGGGAGGGUUUUCUUUGACGAGGCUUUGAGUCCUAUUUUUUAUUGAGUCGUAGUUGUAUUGGUUAUUUAUUUAUACCGAGUCAGUAUUUUAUUUGAGUGAAUACAGACAGUGUUCAGAAACCAAAUUUAUGGUGCAUUCCAGUGAAAAAAAAUAGCUCUAUUUUUUGUCA
Cicer arietinum (chickpea) is the source of this 2223-nucleotide messenger RNA. Its product is annotated as importin subunit alpha-2. Gene Ontology annotation, cellular component: cytoplasm. Gene Ontology annotation, biological process: protein import into nucleus. NCBI's taxonomy places the organism in Eukaryota, Viridiplantae, Streptophyta, Magnoliopsida, Fabales, Fabaceae. The record is from RefSeq and is a predicted model, not a curated record. Gene Ontology annotation, molecular function: protein binding; nuclear import signal receptor activity.